UAUUCUCUCGCUGGAGUCGCUGCUAUUCUCUCGCUGCCUCAGUGCCUCCCUAGACUCCACUGCCUCCCGCUCCCUCUCGCCGCCGCCCGACGCAGCAGAUCAACCGCCAGUCCACCGUGCCUCCCGGUCCCUCUCGCUGCCGCCGCCGACGCAGCAGAUCAGCUGCCAGUCCGCCACCUACCGCUGCCUCCUGGUCUCUCUCUGCCGCUGCCACAGUGUCACCGAAGAUAUUUUUCCCAGCCAAGGAGAUUCCAAUGCCCGAAGUGGAGCGCGCCGCUAUUAAGCAAUCUUGCAUCUUCUUCUCACUUGGCUUUCCCCACUUCUUCCCCUACACCCUAUAUGGAAUCAGAAUCAUCGACGCCUUCACUUUUGGUGUUAUGCGGGAAAUCUGCAGCUGAGAAUGAACUGGCCAAGUCAUUGAAGAAUAACAAUGCUAUGAAACUCCUUGGGGACGAUGAAGUCGAAGUUGUUUUGUAUUCGGAGGUUGAAGAUAGCCUUGGAAACGAAGGGUUUCGCAUUAGAGAUUACUUGAAAUCCCUUUUGACGAUGAGCCUUGGGAGGUUCCUUCUUUACUCUCCUAGAUUGCCUUCAACACAGGACGUCGUUGCACGAAAUUUCUGUGAGCUGCCAGUUGGUGCAGUGUGUGUUGCUGAUGUGCAAUUCAAGGGGCGAGGUCGUUCAAUGAAUGUGUGGGAAUCACCAAAGGGUUCCCUUCUAUUUUCCUUUACCUUACAAAUGGAAGAUGGACGAAUGGUGCCACAUGUUCAGUAUGUAGUCAGUCUUGCCAUGACAGAUGCUAUUAAUGAUCUCUGCAAGCAAUAUGGUAUACGACAUCUUGAUGUAAGAAUAAAGUGGCCAAAUGAUUUAUAUUUAGGUGGGCUUAAGGUUGGUGGCAUUUUGUGCACUUCAACAUAUAAGUCACAGAAGUUUAAUAUCAGUGCUGGAAUAGGCAUAAAUGUAGAUAAUGAAAAGCCCACAACAUGCUUGAAUGCUGUUCUGCAGAAAUCAACUUCUGUUCCAAACAUAUUUAAAAGGGAAGCUAUUAUGGCAGCCUUUUUCAAUAAGUUUGAGACCUUCAUUGAUGUUUUCUUUAAUCAAGGAUUUCAGCCUCUUGAGGAGUUGUACUACAAGACUUGGCUCCACAGUGGACAGCGAGUUAUUGUACAGGAGAAAACUGAAAACCAAGAUCAGUUUGUAGAGAAUGUAGUGACCAUUCAGGGCUUAUCAUCCUCAGGUUACUUAUUAGCCAUAACUGAUGAUGGUCAAACAUGUGAACUUCAUCCCGAUGGCAACAGGUAUCAUAUUUUCUCAUAUUCAUUAUCUGUCUUGUGUGUGUUUAAGUAGUGAUCAGAUUGGGAAAUGCUAACAUUUCAGCCAGAAAACCUCGUUACCCGCAUUAUAUGUUUCUGCUUUAGCAUACAGCACAUUAUUGUGCUUCUAUUACAAAA
Ipomoea triloba (trilobed morning glory) is the source of this 1448-nucleotide messenger RNA. RefSeq names its product biotin--protein ligase 1, chloroplastic-like. Gene Ontology annotation, molecular function: biotin--[biotin carboxyl-carrier protein] ligase activity. The transcript is spliced from 11 exons. Gene Ontology annotation, biological process: protein modification process. NCBI's taxonomy places the organism in Eukaryota, Viridiplantae, Streptophyta, Magnoliopsida, Solanales, Convolvulaceae. Gene Ontology annotation, cellular component: cytoplasm. The coding region runs from base 340 to 1344 and encodes 334 amino acids. The record is from RefSeq and is a predicted model, not a curated record.